UCGCGGUCCGAGUAGCGCUUAGCUAUUGCCUACUUCGCUACUUAGCUUCCUAAUUUCUACAAACAAAAAAUCAUGAAAAACAAAAAAUGCAAGCGUUUCGAAGAUUCGCAACCUCUAUCUACUUGUCGAAACCGAAGCAAUUAAACGCAGCGUCGUUCACGGUUGCCGCCAAACCCUAUCUCAAACUUUCCGACGAGGUUCCCGCGACCAGGUUCUGGUCGUCGGGGCGCGAUUCCGGCAACGGCGAAGAUGAAUGGAACGAGGCGUGGGAGUCAGCGUGGCUUCCGGAGGAUCUCACGCCCAAGUCUCGCGCGCCAUGGGAGACCGACGUUAACUUUGGUUCCCCCUCCACGUCCUUGCCGGAGUCUUCCUCCACCGCCGUUUCCGACGGGGUUGCGGUGGCGGAGAUCGAAACUCAUGCUGACGCGGAGACGAAGGCGUUCGUGGAGGAGAUGAACGAGAAUUGGGAGGUUAGGAGAAAGAAGGGAUCGAAGGAGAAAGAGAAGGUGCAAAAUGGUGCCGUUUAUAGCGUGGAGAAUAUGAAGAAGGAUUACCGGUUGAGGAAGCAAAGGGUGCACGCUGGGCUGUGGGUUAAGGAGAUUGAGAAGCUCGAGGAGGCUAAGUUGGGGGAUCACAUCGGCAGCGGCGGCGGCGAUGACAUUCAGAGAUUGCUUGACAGCUGCUCGGACAUCUUCGACUCUGGCAACAAUGAUCUGAACAACACAGAAGUUCCAACUUCUGAGUUCAAAAACAUGCCUGAUGGGUGGGAAACAAUAUCUAAAUCUCAAGAUGGAAACAUAUGGGAGAUGUCCCAGAGAGAAGAGGAUAUACUUCUCCAGGAAUUUGAGCGUCGAAUUGCUUAUAGCAAGUUUCAGUCCUUAUUUGCAGCACUUAUUAUUCACAAUCUUGUGAAUCUGGAAUGCAGAUCGCUAGUUUUAUCAAGACUCAUAUAUUUAGUCGGAGGAGACCAAUUGAUGGGUGGAAAUAUAUGAUAGAGGUGGUGGGACCAAAUGCUAAGAAAGGGAAGGGUAGUGUCUCUAGGGUUCCCAGUCUAGCUGAUCCCUCUACUCAACCGUUCAAGAAGACCCUUGUUGACAAGAGUUACAUUCCCCUUGAGAGAAGGUAGUAUCAUGUAUUCUCUUUCACUGUCUAUAGGUAUUAUCAUUUAAUAUUGGCAGAUAAGAGGACAGUUAUAGCAACUUACCAAUACAACAGAUAUGCUUCAUGAGUACAUGGUUAAAUGCUCAAAACCCUUCAUGAAGUUAUGCAUUUUCGGUUUAAGUUGUCCUACUCUGCGGAUUAUUGGUAAUGCAUCCAAUCUAUUGCAUGUUUGUCUGGCAAUGUUUGCGUCC
This is a messenger RNA of Arachis ipaensis, 1352 nucleotides long. The record is from RefSeq and is a predicted model, not a curated record. Lineage: Eukaryota; Viridiplantae; Streptophyta; Magnoliopsida; Fabales; Fabaceae.